UAUUACCUGGAAGAGCGAAGUUUGAAGAUAGUCCCAACUUUUAUUCGUUGCUGUGGCAGAAAUGUCAAAAUGGAUUGAUCAAGGAGAGAACACUGCAGUUGGGGCCUGUAAGGAAGAAGCAACAUGGCAGACUGGACUUCUCUGGGUAGACAGGCGAGCCCAGGGACUCAGGAUUUCCUUGCCCUGUAUGCCAGCAAGUCAAGAACUCCAGCACAUCUAAUGAAUGGCCACCAAUCGUCCCCUGAUAUCCCAUUACAAAUAGGCAUACAUGCCAGGUCUGGAGCUUUGAAAAAUGGAGCUGUUUCAACUGGUCCAGCAUUUUUUAAUGGCAGAGGGGAUAAGGUUGAUCCUUUUUUGACUCUACCACAGAGGUUUAGCACUAGUGGAAAUGUGGUGUUUUGUGACAGAGAUAAUGUGGACGACUGCAUUUCGUACCUGAAUCAGGAGCUGACAACUCUCGGUUUCCCUUCCUUAUACCAUGAAACCUCUGACACGUUUGAUAUUGUAAGACUGGUGAACAACACAUAUGAACUGUUGCAACUGCAGCAGAAGAGUUUGAGAGUGAAAGAACAGUUAGAGGACAGACAACAGAGGUCAGAGAGUGACCUGUCCCACCUCCAGUCCACCCAGAACAGACUGAAGGACUCCCUGGAGCAGUAUGAGAGGGAGAUCUCCCAGUCCCAGGAGAGGGAGAGACAGCUAGUCAGUAAAAAUAAGGUGCUUAGCAAGAAGGUGAAAGCAGAGAAGGAAGAGGUUAAAAAACUGCAGUCUGCGUUAAGUCAUAAAGAUGUGCAAUACAAACAUGAAGUGAAGAAGAAAGAAAGGGAACUUAACAGACUGAAAGACAGACUGAACCAGCUUCUCACCGACAGAAGCCAGGAGAGAAGAAUAGGAAUGGAAAUUUUGAACUCACUCCAAAGAGCUGAUGGCAAAAGAAGUACAUGGAAAACCAAAACCAGCAACAACAAACACGAAGAAGACAUGUACAGACUUAUAGUGGCUAACUAUGAAGACAAACAGAGAGAACUACUGGUAGAAAAUGGUCAGUUACGGCAGUGCUUGAAUGACAUGCAAAAAGAACUGGUAGGCCUGCUCAAUGGACAGCCAUCUCCCAGAAAAGAUCAGAUACACCAUGAAGACUCUUUGGAAGAUAGUGAAGAUGACAAAGCAUCAGUUGGCACUACAUCAGAGUUUUCUGAUGGCUACUUUCAAAUGCCCUAUGAAAUGGUGAGAGAUGAGAUUGAGAAAAGUUUAAAAGACAAGUGGACACAGCUAAAGCAGAGAGUAAGAGACCUGGAAAAAGAACAGACUGACAGAAGACUGAGUUCUGAAAGUGAAAAGAGCAAUCAAGAAGUGGAGAAGCUACAACAGCAGAUCCUUGAGUAUCAAGAGGUUAUCAAACAACAAGAACAACUUAUUCAGCAAUCAAUGCAGAAUACUGACAAUGAUUCUGCCUUCCAAGACCCCUGUCUGCUCGAAGAACGUGAAGCUCUGACUGCAGAGAAGAAGCUGUUCAACCAACAGAAAAAGCAUUUUGAGGAAGAAAGGAAAAACUUCACUGAAGCUGCAAUCAGACUGGGGAGAGAGAAAAGAGCCUUUGAAGAAGAGAAAGCCAGGCAACUGAGGGACCAGUUCAUGAGCAUGACUCCAUUUGGCUCCAUGGACAAAAGUGUUUCAGUAUUGGGUUCCCAUUCCUACUCAGUACCUGACAUGGCCAAGCUGACACCAGCCAACCCCGUCUUCUCACCACUGCCUGAGAGAACUGAAAGUCUCAAGACGCCAUCUACAGUUGAUUUAUACAGGACUAUUGGGCUGAUACAUGACCAACACAGCAGUAGUUCAACCACAUCAACCAAGCGCUCGCCCAGUCCAACUAGGUCACGCGAUUCCAAAAAUUUGAGCAAAUCUCAGUCCUCCUCCACCAGACGCUCCAAUAUAUCGUCCAACGGAAGAUCUUCAGAAGCCACCAACAGCAGGCCUUCCUCGGACUCCAGCCAGAGGAUUGCGGAACAUGUUGCCAAUGUGAGACUGGCUCUGUUUAACAAGUCUGGGACAGCUGGUAUGUCUGGGACAGCUGGUAAGUCCGGGACAGGAAAUCACAGGAAAGGUGGACAGGGAGAGGAUGGAGGCAGAAACAGUUGGAGAAAAGAUGACAGAACAGGGUCAUAUGGCUUUUAAUGGGACCAAUGGUGUAUAUUGAUUUGAUGUGAGAGAUUUCUAUUUUGGGUAAUUUUAUAUAAAGAUUUUUUUUUCCUCAAAUGGGACCAAAUGUAUUGAUAUGUGAAUUUCUUAAAAGAUAUACUAUAGGACCAAUUCUUUGUUAUUUUUCCCCACAAAAGGGACCAAAUAUGUUAUAUGAAUAUUUUUGAAAAUAUAUUAUUGGACCAAUACAAAAAUAUUGAAAUUGUCUGGGUAAUGUUCGAAACUUAAGAUCUGGGCAUUCUAUUAUAAUGGUUGAUUUUUCAAAAAUAUGUUCUGCGAUGAUUCUUAUUGUUGCAACUUGAAGUACAGUUGAUUCAAGGGAUAAAUGAUGCAUUUAAGAUGGGACCAAAUGGUAAAAAUACUCUGUUGUGAUGGGUAAGAUCUCGGCUUCAGAUGCUAAAAAAACUUUCAGAUUAACUUUGAGUGUAGUCGAUAACAGUUCAGCCUUUGUGAUAUCACAAUAAUAUGUACUUGCUUUAUCAAUUAGUGUUACAUUCUGGUGAUAUUUGAAAUGAUAAAAAUUGCUGCAUUUUGUGAUAUUAGGACUAGUAUCAGUGUAGAGAUGAAAGAUUCUUCAGGUUGUGAAUAUUAUACAGUAAGCUCAGAGCUCAUUUCUUUGUGUACAUACGUGAUGAAUAUAUCUGAUUAUGUUAGCAUUGCUGCACCUUUUUCUGUGCAUGCUGUACAAGAUGUAACACUGCCAGUUAUGAAUCAUAGAUUUAUCAAUGAGGUUUUCAUAAAGCGAAAAACAAACAAGAACUUUCAAUAUUGUUUUGUAAUGUAUCUUUGACAUGAACAUAAGAUUUCAUCAUAUUCCUCUCAGAUGACAUGAUGAAAAAAGUUAAUACUGAAUUUUAAUUAUGAAUUUUUAAAAUUAUAUAACUUCAUAGUGAUGAGGAAAUCUAUUACAACCAAGCAAAGUUAUCUGCUAAGUAAACAGAAAACAUUUGCUUGCAGAAAAAAAAGUCUUUUCACAAUGGUUUAUGUGCAUAUAUUGGUGAAAAGUAAUAUGUGAAACAAAUUGCUGGAUGUUCUUGUAACAACUGGUUGUGAUUAAUUCGUUAUUUAAACAUAUCAUGGAGAGAAGUGAAAGCUAAAUGCCAUUACAUUCCUUUAAGCAUAAUCCGCCCACCGUAAUGCCACUUUGUGUACUCGACUAUGUGAUUUAUAAUGACCAGACUUCUUUGAUAUUGCUAUUUAUUUGUUUAUACAUAUCAUAUUGAUUAAAUUAGGAUAUUAUACAUAUAAUGUCGCAAAGUCAUGCUAAAAACUUUGUAACUGUAGCAUUAUUAUUACGUUUUUCUCGUGUAUUUUGUUUUUCUGUUCUAUUUUCUGUGUACUUUUGUUCAUUUUGCGUUAUCUAUGUAUGUGCCAGUUAUUGGAAUUUGAAUAAGGUUAAAUAAAA
This is a messenger RNA of Lingula anatina, 3607 nucleotides long. RefSeq names its product afadin- and alpha-actinin-binding protein. Gene Ontology annotation, biological process: intraciliary transport involved in cilium assembly. The record is from RefSeq and is a predicted model, not a curated record. NCBI's taxonomy places the organism in Eukaryota, Metazoa, Brachiopoda, Lingulata, Lingulida, Lingulidae. Gene Ontology annotation, cellular component: ciliary basal body; centriolar satellite.